Papaver somniferum (opium poppy) is the source of this 624-nucleotide messenger RNA. RefSeq lists its product as uncharacterized. The coding region runs from base 1 to 624 and encodes 207 amino acids. NCBI's taxonomy places the organism in Eukaryota, Viridiplantae, Streptophyta, Magnoliopsida, Ranunculales, Papaveraceae. The record is from RefSeq and is a predicted model, not a curated record. The transcript is spliced from 2 exons.
AUGACUUUUGGAGAAAGAUAUUUGCGUGAACCCACUCCUGAAGAUGUUCAGAGGUUGCUAGAUGAGAAUCCGGAACGAGGUUUUCCUGGAAUGCUUGGUAGUGUUGAUUGUAUGCAGUGGCCAUGGAAGAAUUGUCCGGUAGCUUGGCAAGGAACUUACCGGGGAUCAAACAACGAUUUCAAUGUGUUGGCACACUCACCUCUUUUUGAUAACAUGCUAAAGGGUGUAGCACCUCCAUGCAAUUAUGUCAUCAAUUUUCACCAAUACCAUAUGGGUUAUUUCUUAGCCUAUGGUAUAUAUCCAAAGUUGACUACAAUUGUACAAGCUUUUUGUCAGACAUUGGAAAUUCCCGAGUAUGUGAGAUUCAACAAGUAUCAAAUGGCUAAAAGAAAGGAUGUCGAGCGUGCUUUUGGAGUGCUUAAGGGUAAAUUCAGAAUUUUCGUAUCACCAUGUAAGUAUUGGCAACAAUCUGACUUGAACCUAAUUAUGAAAUGUUGUCUUAUUUUACACAACAUGAUUAUCGAGCAUGAACGUCGGGAUACAGAUUGGGGCAGAGUUGUUCCUGUUCUGAUUCCGGAACCUACCAAUAAUGGUCGUGUAUUUAUGUCAUCUCUGAAAACCUAG